CAGGGGAGGGGGCCUGGGGGAUGCACUCAGCAUGUCCAGCCUGAGCCCCAGGCCCUGGGUGGCUGGUACAGAAGCAAAUUACACGGCUGGGGUUUUGGCUCUGACUUCAAGGGCCAGAGGCCCAGCCCCCUAUAGUCUGGCUAUAAAGGGCUGCCCGGGGUCUCUGUCCAGACCAGACACUGCUUCUGACUCGUGGACACCAUGGCUACCACCACCAGCAUCCGCCAGUUCUCAACCUCCAGCCCGUAUAUGCCCAGCGGGGGUUUCUCUCGGGCGUCCACGGUCCGUGUCGGGGGCUCCUGCCGAGCCCCCAGCCUCCUGGGAGCCGGCAGCUGUGGCAACAUGUCAGUCACCUCGUCCCGCUUCUCAGCGGGCUUGGGGGGCGGCUACAGUGGGGGCUAUACCUGCAACCUGGGUGGGGGCUUCGGCUCCAGUUUUGGUGUGUCGGAUGCCCUGCUGGGGGGUGGUGAAAAGGAGACUAUGCAGAACCUCAACGACCGCCUGGCCUCCUACCUGGAGAAGGUGCGUGCCCUGGAGACGGCCAAUGCUGACCUGGAGGUGAAAAUCCACGACUGGUAUAAGAAGCAGGGGCCUGAGCCCACCCGUGACUACAGCCAGUAUUUCAAGACCAUCGAGGAGCUGAGGAAUAAGAUCUUGGCGGCCACCAUCGACAACGCCGGCUUGGUGCUGCAGAUCGACAAUGCCCGCCUGGCAGCCGACGACUUCCGCACCAAGUACGAGACGGAGCUGAACCUGCGCAUGAGCGUGGAGGCCGACACCAACGGCCUUCGCAGGGUGCUGGACGAGCUGACCCUGGCCAGAGCCGAUCUGGAGAUGCAGAUCGAGAACCUGAAGGAGGAGCUGGCCUACCUGAGAAAGAACCACGAGGACGAAAUGAAUGCCUUGCGAGGCCAAGUGGGUGGGGACGUCAGCGUGGAGAUGGACGCUGCUCCUGGUGUGGACCUGAGCCGCAUCCUGAAUGAGAUGCGUGACCAGUAUGAGAAGAUAGCGGAGAAGAACCGCAAGGAUGCUGAGGACUGGUUCUUCAGCAAGACGGAGGAGCUGAACCGUGAGGUCGCCACCAACACGGAGGCCCUGCAGAACAGCAGGACUGAGAUCACCGAGCUUCGCCGUUCAGUGCAGAACCUGGAGAUUGAGCUGCAGUCCCAGCUCAGCAUGAAAGCAUCCCUGGAAGGCAGCCUUGCGGAGACCGAAGCCCGCUACGGGGCCCAGCUGGCCCAGCUGCAGGGGCUCAUCAGCAGCAUCGAGCAGCAGCUGGGCGAGCUGCGUUGUGACAUGGAGCGUCAGAACCACGAGUACCAGGUGCUCCUGGAUGUGAAGACGCGGCUGGAGCAGGAGAUCGCCACCUACCGCCGCCUGCUGGAGGGCGAGGACGCCCACCUGUCCACCCAGUACUCCUCCUCCCUGGCCUCACAGCCCACCCGGGAAGCUACGGUGACCAGCCGCCAGGUGCGCACCAUCGUGGAGGAAGUCCAGGACGGCAAGGUGGUCUCCUCCCGAGAGAAAGUCCAUCGCUCCACCCACUGAGGUCCCUUUCCACUGGCAACAGCCCAGCCUGGAAGGUCACGGGCCAGCCAUCGCCUCUAGCCCCUAGCACACUACCGCUGCGCCCCGGGCGCCCAUCUGGGCCACUGCCCCACAGCUGUUGACUUUCUGCAUCUGCUUCCUGCAGCCCGUCACUGACGGGGCCUCCUGGGUUUG
Molecule: messenger RNA, 1722 nt
Organism: Rhinolophus ferrumequinum (greater horseshoe bat)
Lineage: Eukaryota; Metazoa; Chordata; Mammalia; Chiroptera; Rhinolophidae
Product: keratin, type I cytoskeletal 42
Exons: 8
Coding region: 202-1548 (448 amino acids)
Cellular component (GO): keratin filament
Molecular function (GO): structural molecule activity
Source: RefSeq, a predicted model, not a curated record